Molecule: messenger RNA, 2405 nt
Organism: Adelges cooleyi (spruce gall adelgid)
Lineage: Eukaryota; Metazoa; Arthropoda; Insecta; Hemiptera; Adelgidae
Gene: Nup50
Product: nuclear pore complex protein Nup50
Exons: 3
Coding region: 184-1761 (525 amino acids)
Biological process (GO): protein import into nucleus
Cellular component (GO): nuclear pore
Source: RefSeq, a predicted model, not a curated record
UUUUGGCAAAUAUACCUUAUAUUUCAAUUAUUAUUAAAAAAAAUUAUUGAAUGCAACUGAAAAGUGUGGAAGUCUAUGUUGAUGUUUUUUCUUCUUAAUAGCGAGUUCUUCUAAGCGAUAGCUUUCAAACUUCAUUAAAAUUAUUAUUAUUUUUUAAUAUAUACGUUUCUUUUUCGUGGUAUCAUGAGCAAACGCCGAGCGGCCACUGAACUCACUAAAGACAAUUGGGACGAUGAAGAAGAAAAAAUUGAAGUUGGAACAUUCCAAGUAGCAGAUGAAUCUAUAUUAAAAAAUAGGGUCUUAAAAAAAGCAAAAAGAACUUUGCAACGGGAUGAUAAUGGAGAACCCAAAUCAAUAUUUUCUGGUUUUGCCGGGUUUGGAAGUGGAAGCAGUAACACUAAACAAGCAUUUUCCUUUCUGUCUAAAUGCAACGAAACAUCUACUGCUCCUAGUUCAAGUGGGAAUCAUCCAUUUGCAUCUACUACUAAUUCAAUGACGACUUCUAGUAGUUUAAAAUUGCCAGAAAGUAAUAAUACCAAGAGUUCAAAUCAAACGCUUGUAGACCCAGUGAAAGUGAUGAAACUUAAUGAAGCAUUUGUCAAGUUCAUUACCAACGCUGUUCAAAAAAAUCCAUACUGUGUCUUAACACCUACUCUAAAAGAUUAUGAAAAACAAAUAAGCAAGUUUAUUGCUUUUAGCGGUUGCAAAACAAAUGUAUCGGAUUCUUCAAUAUCAUCUUCGAAAGAAUCACCUCAAGUUUCUUCAACAGAAAAUACAAUUAAAAUCAAUAAAAACGCUGAAGAAGUUAAAAAAAAUAUUUCCAGUAUUCAAGAUAAGCCCUCUACAUUUUUAAACCCAAAUAAUAAUACUGAAAACAAAGGAAUAUCUUUUAAGUUUAGCAAUUCUUGCCCAGUAACUUCUGCAUCUAGUUCAGCCGAAGGAUUGGAAAAAGAGAGUAAUAUACCAGUAGAGAAGAAACGAGAUGAAUCAAAAGAAGAAGAAAAAUCCAAUCCUUCAGCGCAAACCGAGUCUUUAGAUGGAAAAAAUGAAAUUCCAAAACCACCAGCAUUUAAUGGAUUUAAAACAAAUAGCAAUUUCAAAUUUAAUCCACAGAUUUUUGGAACACCUUCUGCUAAUAAAGAAUCGGAGUCUAGUGACAUAAAAACUUCACCUUUACAAAAGUCUUCUGAAAUAAAAUUAAGCUCAAUACCUUCAUUUAAUUUCGGAUCAAAUACUUCUUCAUUUUCAUUUAAUCCAAUGGAAAAAAAUGAUGGUAAACCAUUCUUUAAUUUUGGAGCCAAACCACCUUUAUUAGCAUCAACUACAGAUUUACCUAAGAAUCCUACAGAAACCUUACAGUCAAAAGAAGAAAAUGAAGAAGACGAAGAUCAACCACCGGUUGUCAGUUUUACACCAAUCAAAGAAAACGAUGCUAUUUUUGAAUCUAAAAGUAAAUUAUAUCUUUUUAAGAAUGGAAAAUAUGAAGAACAUGGAGUUGGUCAGCUAUAUUUAAAACGAGUUGAUGAUAAAAAAAUUCAGUUAAUAAUGAGAAAUGAUAGUGCGCUGGGAACUAUUAUGGCCAAUACGUUAUUAAAUGAUACAGUAAAUUUCACAAAGCGUAACCCAAAAAACGUUCAAUUAAUUUGUGUCUUAGAUCCUACUAAAAAUUCUAAACCGCAAACUGCAUUGUUCAAGUUCAAGGAUUCACAAACAACAGAUUUAUUUGAGAAUGAAUUAGCAAAACUCAAAACCUCUACCUAAAUAUGUUAAUUUUUCGUUUAAUCAAUAAUUGACUUUCUAAUAAUUUAUUUUUAUUUGUAAAGACUUGCAUGUUUAAGCACAUUACAUAAAUGUUAUAGGCAUUACAUCUUUACAUUUUUUACAAAAUAUUAAAUGAGUAAAUAAAUUUAAAAUAAAAUGAUUUACAUAAUUAGUUUUUAUUUAACAUUUUUAACCUCCAUGUAAUGUAGAAAUAAAUGUAAUGUUAUCAUUGUUCUUGAUUUGAUAAUCUAAAUUUCCCAAUAGUUCCCAGUCUUGAUCGUUGAUAGCUACGAUUAUACCCGGUCUAACGGUAUUACCCUUCAUGAAUAAAUCACAUUUUUCCUUGUUAACCAACAAAUUAUUUUUUAUCCAGAAUAGAAGUGAGCCGAGUGUCCAUUGUUUUUCUGUUGCUGGUAACACGAUAUCGUGCUUCUUAACAUUGUUAAAGAGAAUUUGAAGGCCGCUAGUGAAUUCGGUUGUUAUAGUAAGAUUUGUAUCAUUAUACGCCAUGUUCACUUAAGAUUUAAAGAAAUAGACACUUUUUGGUUAUUACAAUUAUUAUACUGUGUAGAACGUUAUUAAAAUAUAAAACAGCAACAAUUCAAUAGUUAAAUACUAAUAUCGAUUAUCGGUUGACAAAAUAA